Messenger RNA from Branchiostoma belcheri (Belcher's lancelet), 718 nucleotides. Its product is annotated as tropomyosin-2-like. The record is from RefSeq and is a predicted model, not a curated record. NCBI's taxonomy places the organism in Eukaryota, Metazoa, Chordata, Leptocardii, Amphioxiformes, Branchiostomatidae. Bases 131 to 556 code for a protein of 141 amino acids. The transcript is spliced from 7 exons.
AAAUGGGGUGUUGCUGGGGCGAAAAGUGACCAGGCAUUAGCAUACUGGAAGUACAGAGCACGACUGCACAACGACUCGAGAGCCACACCAAUCAACACCGCAACACAACACCACAAACCAAGGCACAAACAUGCAAGCUGUAAAAAGCAAGAUGGCAUCUCUGAAACGGAAGCUUGAGGAGGCCGAGGAACAGGCCAAAAGUGCAGAAGAAGAAAAGCAAGAAACCGAAAAGAAGGCAGACGAGGCAGAGGAAGAGGCUAAGCGCUUAAACAAGCAACUUGAGGAGAUAGAAAACGCCUUGGACGCUGCCGAGUCAAAACAUAUGAGCCCGCUAGAACAGGAGUUAACGUUCGGUAAACUAAGACGAAGGAAUACAGAGAUGGAGUCCGAAUAUGAAAAGGUUCUUCAGGAAAUUGAAAAACUUGAAUCGGAAUUGAAAGAAGAGGAAGAAAAAUGCCAAGCAACCGAGACGCGUGUUAAGGAGUUGGAAAGCGCCAUACGUGAGAAACUCGAGAGUAGAAUCAAAGAGCUACGUGAGCAACUACACGGCAAAUGAAAUGCAGCUAGCUAACAUACAUUGUAAUGUUACACCAGACCACUCCGACACGAUGUCAACAUUAAGUGACUUUUUCUCGGCUGUGUGAAAGAUUAGGACUCGUUGUGCUUUGGCAUGUAAAAUGCAGAAAUGCAAAUCUGCUACUUUGUAACAUUUAAGAAC